AUGUACGCUUUCCCACAAUCGGCUCUCUCUUCGAAGGCGACCAGGGAUAUUACAUUGGCGAGUAGUUAUCUCUCCCCGGGGCAUGUUCUCGAAGACCGGGGAACGAUUGAGGACAUCCCGCGCGGUCCUUUCCACAACGAAGCAGAUUAUUAUUCCUCUCUCGCCAUAGCCCUGCGUCUCCAUGCUGAGCAACUUCACAUGGGCCACCAUGUCCUCCGUGCACCUGUUCCUGUCCCACAAGAAUACCCCGACUUCGCCAAGUACUACGCCGCCACGGAUCGCUGGAACGACCUUGUCGCCCUUGGAGGAAUGGUAAACCCGAGCACCAACCGAUUGCAGUAUUGCCUCGCGAGCGACCUCUUCCGAGAUUCUAUCAUCCCCCGCAUGGUCCGUCCCGUUAACCAAUCAGCCCCCGGCUUCCCCCUUUGCCACCACGACAUCAGCGUCCAGAACCUUUUUGUUGACGAUGACUUCAACAUCACGUGUGUCAUCGACUGGGCGUUCUCCUCAACCGUUUUUCCAGCCCAGCUAUUCGCUACCCCGGGCCUACCACAUCCCAGGGAUUUGUUGUUGGAUUUGUCCUUGGUACGUGCCUUCCGCUCCGGUAUUGAGGCGGAAAAUAAGAGAAUCAGCGGUGGCACGAUCGAGUCCAGCUACUGGAAGACCAGCCAUAUGGUCUCACGAUUCAUGCGCGUGGUCAACUUGGAUGCUUUGCAGGAUUAUGGCCAUCUUGAGGCACUCUACGCGCUUGCCGGGGGACCUGUAACUUCUGGAGUUGACGGAGACGACACCAAUAAUUUAUCAGCCACAUUGGCGAGACGAGCCACGAGCCACGAUGCACUCUCACUAGUCAGCGAGCUAGCAGCAGAUGACGAGCCUCAAAGCGAGAUCAAUCGGCGGGAGAAGCAGUAUUUCGACGCAGUUGGCGCUCAGAGACUAGCGUUGGCGCGCAAGGUGGCAUUUGCAGCCAAGAUGAACCCGCAAUUUGUGGCAGAUGGGCGGCUGUGGCGUUGGGUUUAUGAAGCUCUGGAGUACUACAACUAA
Molecule: messenger RNA, 1044 nt
Organism: Chaetomium globosum CBS 148.51
Lineage: Eukaryota; Fungi; Ascomycota; Sordariomycetes; Sordariales; Chaetomiaceae
Exons: 1
Coding region: 1-1044 (347 amino acids)
Source: RefSeq, a predicted model, not a curated record